AGACAGUGUGAGAGAGAGAGAGUCUAAUCUAUAAAUAUCUUCCCUUCCUCUCCUUCUUCUUGUUCCCUCACUUUGCUCUUCCUCAUUGCUCUCGAUUCGAAAAAAGGGUUCGUUGACGCGUCUUAUCAUUCUCCAGAGUAUAAACGUUGUGUGGAGCAUUUCAGAUUCAUCAAAGAGAAGAAGAAGAAGAAGAAGAAGAAGAAGAAGAAGAUGGAGGUAUUUGGAAAAUCUCCCGUGGUCACCUCUGCGAACGUUAUUUACUUGUCUGCGAUUCUAGGUCGCGGAGACAGCGACGACCACCAGUCUCACAAAUGCGACUGGAAAUGCGAGAACGAAAACGUUUGCGGGAACAUGUACCGCUGCAAGCUAACGGGACUGACUCACGUCUGCGACUACAACUGUGACCAGAGGAUCCUCUACGAUAACCACACCUCUCUGUGCCGCGCCAGCGGCAGGGUUUUCCCUCUUUCUCCCGUUGAGGAGCAGGCGGUUAGAGGUGUGAGGAGGAAGCUUGACAGCAACGAGACCGUUACUGAGGCGGGUUGUUGUUCGUUUAAGCGUCGUAGGCGUGGUGGUGAUGUCCAGCUCCAGGCUUCUCCUUUUGAGAGGUCUUUCGCUGCUGUGAGUCCGAUAUGUAGUACUAGCCCCGCAGGAGACGGGAUGGAUCUGAGUUAGGUCCUUGUGAUCAUCUCCUCAUGAGACCUGAGAGGCUCUUUUUAUCUCACCUAGUAUAACUUACUUUUAUCUUUAUUUUGGAUAACUAUGGACAAGACUUAAGAGACAUUUGUGCUAUUACUCUAGCAGGGAGGGUCUAGGCAUCCUUCCCUGCCUGAAAGAGAGCUUUAUCUUUAUUAUUGUUGAACUUUAUGUAGUAGUACUUAUGUAGGAGAGACUUUAUUAUUAUUAUUCUAUUGCUCUAUUCUGGA
Messenger RNA from Raphanus sativus (radish), 926 nucleotides. RefSeq lists its product as uncharacterized. The transcript is spliced from 2 exons. The record is from RefSeq and is a predicted model, not a curated record. The coding region runs from base 211 to 675 and encodes 154 amino acids. Lineage: Eukaryota; Viridiplantae; Streptophyta; Magnoliopsida; Brassicales; Brassicaceae.